AUGGGAAGGAAGCAAAUAUCAGUUACCAGAAUUCUAGUCUUCCUUUUCAUCGUAUUCUUCGAUAGAAUCACACCAAGAACCCAAGGGUUUCGCAUGAAACUCGUCCCAUGGGACUCACCCACCUCCCCUUUGUACCCUGGAAAACUCAGUCUACUCGAGAAACAUCGAAGAAUCAUUUCGCACCAGUUAGAAUCCAUUUCAGCUGGCCGCCGGUACACAAAUUCUACUGUAAAUCUGAAUGAAAUUCAAUUUGCUGUGGAGAACCAAGACAACCUUCGUUUCUCGGUGGAUGUUGAAAUAGGCACUCCAGGCGCCAAUGUGAAGCUACUAGUCGACACCGACGGUGGCUACCUUUGGACUCGAUGCUCAUUGCCGACUCGCCCACCGUUGAACUCCGUAACUUAUAGAAAACUACCCUGUAACCAUCAUAUGUGCCCGAAAGAAAUUUGCAGAUGUAUCAAAAACCAAUGCAUUUGUAACAUCUAUCAUCGAUCGAGCGGUAAUCACUUUAAGCUUGCAGGUUCUGUUGAUAAUUUUCACAUACCCGGUUCGGAAAAGAAAGUAGACAUCGUUUUUUGGUGCUCAGUGCAGCAAUUUUCGAAUCUUUCUGGGACAUUGGGAUUGGACAGGUCACCGGUUUCUCUGUUAAGCCAGACAAGGGAGGAAUCCGGAGGGAGAUACUCGUACUGCCUGCAUAGUGGAGAUAGUUACUUGACAUUAGGAGAAGACAUUUCCAGUCAUGGUAAAAAGGUCAAAAGCACACCUCUAAUACACAACGAUAGUCCGACAUUAUUCCUGAAUUUGACGGACAUAAGUGUCAACGGGAAUAGGCUAGGCCUGUCUCCAAGACUGUUCGCACUGAAAAACGGCGGUGUUUACAUGGACACGUACUGGUGUGACUGA
Messenger RNA from Striga hermonthica, 903 nucleotides. Lineage: Eukaryota; Viridiplantae; Streptophyta; Magnoliopsida; Lamiales; Orobanchaceae. The record is from the annotation of a GenBank genome assembly.